Lingula anatina is the source of this 3624-nucleotide messenger RNA. RefSeq lists its product as uncharacterized. Gene Ontology annotation, biological process: regulation of apoptotic process. Lineage: Eukaryota; Metazoa; Brachiopoda; Lingulata; Lingulida; Lingulidae. The record is from RefSeq and is a predicted model, not a curated record. Gene Ontology annotation, molecular function: ADP binding; protein binding.
CUUUGGACUUUUAUUGAAAGCUAGUUCGAUUUCAUGAGCAAAACGAAACCAAACUCAAAAGGACUUGAACGGAAGUAACCCAAAUGAAUUAUAAUCCCUUUCCACCCGAUUGGUUGUCUGGAACAGAACAGAUCAGAGAUCAGAGUUAAAACAAAAUCAAGUGCAGAGGGGUAUGGCAGAUAACGGAGAACAUAACACCAGUAUGAAAGAGAAAGAAAGGGACAUGCUGGAGAGGAACCGAAGGACGCUGGCGAGGGACAUAUCCGAGUCAUCACUCCGAGGAAUACUUACUCUUUUUCGCUCUGAAGAUAUUUUUACAGUAAACGAUUGUGAUACAGUGGUCAGUGAACAGAUUCAGUCUGUCAAGGCCGAGAAAAUGUUAGACCUACUGAUGACCAAGGGUUCGGCGGCUUUGCACGUAUUUAAAAAUGGUCUUAGAGAUGCCAAACUACCAUUUUUGGCGGACCUUCUCGAAGACGUCGAGGAUGAGGAUGAACGAGAGAACUCAAAAUCUUCCAUUGGUAACAACAUUCCUCGGCAGCCGAUGUCCGAUGAUCUCUUUGUGGGUCGGUCAGGCGAAAUGCAGACACUUGAGCGGAAUAUGACAGAAAAUACAGCUGGCUGUUUGGUGCCCAUAUCAGCCAUGCCAGGAUGCGGAAAAGCGUGUCUUGCUGCCCAAUAUGCCUGGAAACACGACAAGUGGUAUAAGGACGGGAUAUUUUGGAUAUAUUCAGCCUCGGAAGAAAUACUAGAAGAAGAGUUUGCAAAACUUUAUGAUGUUAUCAAGCAGGGUAAGGGGUUUGCCAAGGAGAAAGAAGACAUUAAAAAGAAAAGGAUUCAAGAAGUGAAGAGGUGGCUGAAAGAUAAAACGAAGUGGCUGAUGGUUUUCGACAGCGCUGAUGAUGACAGUAUCCUGCGAAGUAUUUCCAAAAAUUAUCUCCCAAAGAAAUUCUUCGGCCAUGUUAUUAUCACCACGCGAAUUGAAAUCGUUCAACUCCGCCGACUUGUGCAGUAUAAGGACACGGUGCACCUGCAGAGGUUAAGCACAGACGAUUCCAUCAUGUUCUUAACCAGAUACACGGACAGAAAAGAGCAGUCCGAGGAGGAGACAACAGCUAUGAAGGAUGUCGUUAAUAACAUAGCAGGAGGGCUUCCCUUAGCCCUUGCUGAAAUGGCUGCCUACGUGAAUGAAAAAAACUACACCUUUAAACAGUACUGGGAAACCUGGAAGAAGCUCAAGGAUGAUCCGACCCACUUCAAACGGCUUUUGACCCAAGUUGAAGAUGACAAAGCAAUUUCAACCGUCUUUAAUGCAAGUUUCCGGUACAUCGCGGAGAGGUUUCCAUCUGGGCAUUACGCUCUCCAAACAGCGGCGUUUUGUAACGCUGGUACCAACAUCCCCUUGAAACUGUUCAUUCUGGGCCAAGAUCAGCUUCAAGAUGAUAUCCCAGAGGAGGAACGAUUAAAACGUAUGUUAAAAGAUUCCGACGAACAAGAUAUCAACCUCCGCGAUUUGGUGUCAGCAAUAAGAAAACAUCAGCUGAUAUCUGUGCAAGACGAUGAUGAUCUCCACAACCUGACCUUUGUUUGGAACCCAUUUGUUCAAGAUCAGAUGAGAGAGUCAAUGAGUGAUGAAAAUAAAAUGAAGUGCUUGCGCACCCUUACCCGGAUGAUGACGGCCAUAUACCAGCAUGGAGAACACGACCACAUGGACGUGCAGACGAUGCUUCUCCCACACGCAAAAGCUUGUGUCGCCUACCUUGAGACUAUGGGCAUUGAUCAUGAUGGCGAAGAAAGUGCAAAUUUCAUCAGCUUGCAAUUACAUAUUGGUGCCUGCUAUUCCAGAGUGAAUAAAUUUGAAGACGCCGACAAAUGCUUUCAAAAAUGCAGAGAGCUUCUCUCCGAUCUCGAGAAGAAAAUACCAAAUAACCUAGAGGCAUCAUUGACUCUUGAACGCGGAAUACUCGAGCGAAGAAAGGGUUGUGAAAUUCUGGCCAUAGAUUUGUUGGAGUCUAGCUACGGAAUGCACAAACAGCUUGAACAAACCAGUCUCAAGGUAAAGUUGGCCACGGCAGAGGCAUUAGAAGCAUUAAUAUUUGCCUAUGUGGACUGUGGAAAUUUUGUUGAGUUAGAACGAAAACAGUACGUCUCACAGCUAGAAGACACCUUGAAGAUAAUUUCCUUCAAUGACAACAUCAAUUGUAAUUUGAUAGCACAUCUUUACGGAACGCUUGGGCGGUAUUAUCAGAGUAAUCACGCUAAGAAGAAUUUUGACCGGGCAUUGGAAUACUACAGCAGAGCGUGUGAGAAGAACAAAGGCUCCUAUCGCAAGCCCAUAUACAACACUUGUGUGGCGGAGCUUAUGUUUCUCACGGCAGACCCAAGUGAUACCAGAACCAUCAUGGAAGCCAAAGAACGCUGCUUGGAAUCCAAAAAGAUGUUGGACGAAUGGAACGCUCCGAAGCACAGAUAUCACGCGUGGAAUGCGGUCAUUCUGGCUGAAAUACAACUGGCACUGGGCUAUUUGAAGGCAGCGUUGGAGACCAUAAAAGAAGGGGAAGAACUUCACGAGCAGGUCUAUGCUGGGAGCUGUAACCUGGAGCUUGCUAAACACUUCCGCAUUAAAGGUCACAUAUUGAAAACGAUGGCCAAAGACGCAUCUGAAGUUGCAGAAUCUAUGUACCUGAAGUACAAGUACACAAAGGAAGAAAUAGAAGAAGAAGAAACUAGAUUGGACAAAUUUGUUCAGAAACGCUCGAAAGGAAAUGAGAAGGUCGUGAUUGUAGACAAGUAAGAAAGAUAAAAUAAAAAACGUUUGUAGAGCUAGGCUGCAUAUUCUAACCAAAUAUUGCACAGUAGGUUGCAAGUUAUUUUAUAAAAGAGUUUCACACGAAAUGAAUUUGAGUUUUAAACACAUUUUUUCAAUGCUGUGAAUGUCUAUAGACAUUUGUUAUUACUGUUGUUGUUAUCGCAUCUUAGUCUGAAGUGCAUUUCUUAAAAGAUACAUAUAAGUACUGUAUAUUUAUCACAUCCAACUAGGUUCAAUUGAGACAAAGUUACGAAUUCAAAGGUAAUUUUAAAUGAUAAAUAGAAUUAGUAGGGUCAGUUGUGAGUGUGUGUGUAUUCUAACCAAUAUGUUACAAAUAAAAAUGAAAAAGCAUUAAUGGUAAGUAAAGUUCAUUUAAAUGUGGCAUUUACUGUAGAUACAUUUACUGUAUAUAGUGUGUUAUCUAGUGGUCGGUGGAAUGGAUGGUAUCAUGUUGUAGAGUAAAUAAUUGCCCACAAGCUUUAGGGAGAAAAUAGUUGAAUAGUUUAUAAAUGAUACAGACCUUGAAUAAAGUGGACAAAUAAUGUGCAUAGAAAAUGUUAAGUUGGUAAAUAAAGAUAGAAUAGUACAACAAAGACGUCUGGCCAUUUUGUUGGAGAACAACGUUAAAGUUGAAAAAUAUAUAGCAACCAUGGAAAUGCUUGUAGAAGUGUUAGCUAAGAUAAAUGAUAUGAUUUAAUACGACUGUUUCAUUGCAAAGGUUAUUGUUAAUGAAAUUAUGUUUCAGAUAAUAAGCAGUGAAUAAUAUGGCUUGCCUGUAAAAUAAAUUUGCACAGCUAAGACGUUUUGAUCAAGGA